AUGAGCGGAUACAUGCACUCCGACCCUUUCGACGAGGGCAUGCUCGCCGUCGGUACAAUCCACCACAUCCACUACGAACAAUACGGCAAACCAGAUGGCAAACCCGUAAUAUUCCUGCACGGCGGACCAGGAGGCCAAACCUCCAAAGCAAACACAGCCUACUUCAACCCAGCACUCUACCGCGUAAUCCUGCUCGACCAACGCGGCUCCGGCAAAUCCACCCCGCAAACCGAGCUGCGCGAAAACACCACACAACAUCUAGUCUCCGACAUCGAGGCUCUCCGCACCCACCUCGCCAUCCCAAAAUGGCACCUGCUGUUCGGCGGGUCCUGGGGCUCAACGCUCGCCCUGCUCUAUGCGCAGGCGUACCCGGACAGAGUGGGCUCCAUGCUUCUCCGCGGGAUCUUCACGACGCGUGAUGCGGAGACGAGCUGGUCGCGGAGUGCGCUGGGGGCUGCGAACGUGUUCCCCGAGGCGUGGGAGGCGUUUGUGGGCUUUCUCCCCGUGGAGGAGCGGGGGGAUCCGUCGGCGGCUUAUUAUAGAAGGCUUACGGGGGCUGAUGAGCGGGUUAGGGUUGCGGCGGCGAGGGAGUGGAAUCGGUGGGAUUUGAGUAUUGGGGCUUUGAGGGUUGAUGAGGGGGCGUUUGCGGCGUUGGAGGAUGUUGAGUGGAGUUUGAAACAUGCGCUUAUGGAGGCGCAUUAUUCUGUGCAUGGGUUUUGGUUGGAGGAGGGGCAGAUUUUGGAGAGGGGGAAUUUGGAGAAGAUUGCUCAUAUUCCUGUGACUAUUGUUCAAGGCCGUUAUGAUAUGGUUUGUCCGGCACAGACGGCGUGGGAGUUGCAUCGCGGUUUGCCUCAAUCUAAAUUGAUUUGGGUUGCAGAUGCGGGACAUACGCCAAAGGAACCCGGGAUAAAAGCGGAGCUGUUGAAAGCUUGUGAUGAAUUCUCGAUGGAUCUGGCAUAA
Penicillium verhagenii is the source of this 960-nucleotide messenger RNA. RefSeq lists its product as uncharacterized. The record is from RefSeq and is a predicted model, not a curated record. The transcript has 4 exons. Bases 1 to 960 code for a protein of 319 amino acids. NCBI's taxonomy places the organism in Eukaryota, Fungi, Ascomycota, Eurotiomycetes, Eurotiales, Aspergillaceae. Gene Ontology annotation, cellular component: cytoplasm. Gene Ontology annotation, molecular function: aminopeptidase activity. Gene Ontology annotation, biological process: proteolysis.